CGGUCUCCGGGCUUCUGCUGGGAGCUCUGUUACGAUUACGGUACACCGGGCGUCUUGACUCGGUGACCAGGGAUGCGUCCGCUUACCAACCCCACCUCCGCCCCCAAGGAACUUCGUAAAUUCCCUGCUCCUUGUUGUUACAGAUCUUAUAGCAGUCGGUUUAAAGAUAUAACAUCUCAGAGGGGAGAGAUCUGCGAGAGCGGCCUUAGCAACGGCUUACGGGUGCGGGGGUCUGAUGAGCUUCUUUCUUCUGGCAUCAUUAACGGACCUUUUACCAUGAACAAUUCCACUCCUUCUGCAGGUGUGUAUGCUAAUGGGAAUGACAACAAGAAAUUUAAAGGAGAUAGACCUCCCUGUUCGCCUUCCCGUGUUCUCCAUCUUCGCAAAAUUCCAAGUGAUGUCACCGAAGCAGAGGUCAUAUCAUUAGGUCUACCAUUUGGCAAAGUAACUAAUCUUUUGAUGUUGAAAGGAAAAAGCCAGGCUUUCUUAGAAAUGGCUUCUGAGGAAGCUGCUGUUACUAUGGUGAAUUAUUACACUCCUGUUACUCCUCACCUUCGAAGCCAGCCUGUUUUUAUUCAGUAUUCCAAUCACAGAGAACUUAAGACUGACAAUCUGCCUAAUCAAGCUAGAGCCCAAGCUGCGCUGCAGGCCGUCGGUGCAGUCCAGUCAGGAAGCCUGGCCCUUCCUGGAGCUCCUCCCAAUGAAGGCACAGUCUUGCCGGGGCAGAGCCCUGUGCUCCGAAUAAUCAUUGAGAACCUCUUUUAUCCUGUUACCCUGGACGUUCUUCAUCAGAUAUUUUCUAAAUUUGGCACAGUCUUAAAGAUUAUCACCUUUACAAAGAAUAAUCAGUUUCAAGCCUUGCUUCAGUAUGCUGACCCAUCGAAUGCACAUUAUGCCAAAAUGGCUCUGGAUGGCCAGAAUAUCUAUAAUGCAUGCUGCACUCUGCGUAUUGACUUCUCCAAGCUCACCAGCCUUAAUGUGAAAUAUAAUAAUGACAAAAGCAGAGACUUCACUCGCUUAGACCUUCCCACUGGUGAUGGCCAGCCAUCCCUUGAACCCCCUAUGGCUGCUGCUUUUGGUGCACCAGGAAUCAUUUCCUCACCAUAUGCAGGGGCUGCUGGAUUUGCACCUGCUAUUGGAUUUCCUCAAGCUACAGGUCUCUCGGUCCCAGCUGGACUAGGUCCCGGAGCUCUCGGCCCCCUCGCAAUCACCUCCUCCGCUGUCACUGGAAGGAUGGCCAUUCCUGGGGCUGGUGGUAUGCCAGGAAAUUCUGUUCUGCUUGUCACCAAUCUUAAUCCUGAUCUCAUCACACCACAUGGACUUUUUAUACUAUUUGGAGUAUAUGGUGAUGUACAUCGAGUGAAGAUAAUGUUUAAUAAGAAAGAAAAUGCAUUGGUUCAGAUGGCAGAUGCAAAUCAAGCUCAACUAGCCAUGAGCCAUCUGAGCGGCCAGAGGCUUUACGGGAAGGUGCUUCGUGCCACACUGUCCAAGCACCAGGCAGUCCAGCUUCCUCGAGAGGGACAAGAAGACCAAGGUCUGACUAAGGAUUUUAGCAAUAGUCCUUUGCAUCGCUUUAAAAAACCUGGCUCUAAAAACUUCCAGAAUAUUUUCCCCCCAUCAGCUACUCUGCAUCUUUCCAACAUCCCCCCCUCUGUUACAGUAGAUGACCUGAAGAAUCUUUUCACAGAAGCUGGGUGUUCAGUGAAGGCUUUUAAAUUCUUCCAGAAAGACCGCAAAAUGGCGCUCAUUCAGCUGGGAUCUGUGGAAGAAGCAAUUCAGGCCCUCAUUGAGCUUCAUAACCAUGACCUUGGGGAAAAUCAUCACCUCAGAGUUUCCUUCUCAAAAUCUACAAUCUGACUUCUCUGUGAAUUUUUCUCCUAAGACUGGACCAUGAUUUCAGUAGAACCUUCAGACAUAGACUGAAGCAGCUCAAGACCAAUUCUGCCUCUUUUUCAAAAAUAACUCUUUCUGAGUUUGAUGUUCAAGUAUAUAAAAAAAAUCAAGGGAUGUUCUCUUUUCCCAUUUCUCCCCUCUGCCAGUACGUCAUCAGAGGCGUGUUUUUCCUUUGUACCAUUGUUUCUAAAAUGAAAAUAAUUUUCAGGAAAAAAUUUUUUUUCCAGUAAUUUAAUUCCCUAUAUUAAAUUGGAUUUCAAGAGGACAGACUUUCUUUUAAUUUGGGUCCAGAUCAGCCUUAUACAACAUUUCUAAACUCCUUUGUACUUUGACAAAUUUAAACAUAGAGACUUUUAAAAUUACUUGAUGUAAGUAAUUUAAAUGACCUACAACCAAGUUUUUAACUUUAUGAUUCAGAAGUUUGAGUCCUGUAGGAAACUAUGUUCUCUUAUAAGUUAUAACAGUUAUUUGGCAUAUAUUGAUACUUAUUAUACAUAAAUUGGGUUGUAUUGGAAGCAAAUUGAUAAAACUUGGAUGUUUUCUUUCAUUUUUUUUUUUCCCACUGUAAGACACUCCUUUGCAUAUCUUUAACUUUUUGAAACUAUUUGGAGAAUGAAAUGUCUCAUUUGUCUCCAGGGAAAUUAUGUGGAAUCCAACCAGGAUCUAUUAAGGUGUCAGAAUAAUUAAUUUUAUUCGGGAAAAUCAUGUUUUAAAUUUCACAAUGACAGUUGCCUAGUAAUAUGAUCUUGGAAAAUUUAAAAAGAAAAAUAAUCCUACUUAUAAACUACUUUUUUAUAGUUGUUUUCAGAAAAAAAAAGUUUACAGUCUUAAGGAAAAUAUUCAGGUCUAUCACAUGGUUUGACAGAUUUUUUAAAAGUUAUUUUUGGUAAAGUCUUCUUUUAGAAAAAAAAUUAAUCUCAAGGGUUUUUUGUACCACUAUAAUCUCUAAUACUUAUUCAGAAUUACUGUGUAUUUACUUAAUUUCCUAUUAUGUGCCUUAUUAUGUGCUUAUGAUAUAAUAGGUUAGAGUUUUAUCUAAGUAUCUUAAAAGCUAUAUUGUGGGCUUGGUGAGCAUUUGUUUUUUCUUUCCUUGUUUUGGCAAGACUUUUAAAGUUUUGUUUUGUUUUUUUAAUUGCAAUUUUAAGUGAUUUUCAAGAAGUAAUAGUUGCUAUUCAAAUUUUUGGUGCUUUGGUGUAGAAGUGGGGUGGGGAAGGGUUAAAUGGUUUUGGGAAUAACUCAGUGCACACCUGUAGGCCUCUUCAUAUUGUGACCAGUAGUGGUCAUUGCGCUUAUAGCAUACCAGUUUGGGGCUAUAAAAUGCAGUCUCCGUUUCUGGAUCUUGUCUAAUCUUUAUCACCCAUUAGAAUUUGUCUCAGGAUUGCUUGGUUUUUGUCAUAUACUCAAGUGAGAACUUGCUUUUCUUUGUUAGUGAAGCUCCAGUACUGAGUGCGUGCCCACAUAUAUGCAGUAUGAGAAGGAGUGGGUUCUUUCUCAUGCUCUGUCCCUCUCUUUAGUUGAAUGUAAGCAUAUGUUUUAAUGUUGUUUCAGUGAUUGUAGAAUGUAAAAUUAUUUCUUUUAAAUUA
Odocoileus virginianus texanus is the source of this 3476-nucleotide messenger RNA. Lineage: Eukaryota; Metazoa; Chordata; Mammalia; Artiodactyla; Cervidae. The record is from RefSeq and is a predicted model, not a curated record.